GCUUGUCGCGAUUAUAAAAAACCGUCGUUGAUUCUGUAUCAGGUGAAAUGUGAAGAAACUCCUCUUUAUUAGCUUCAGAUUAAAGCUUCCGUUUGGGUUUAGGUAUCACUUAGAGCAGUCCACUCGUGACCUUCGACCCCAGAGCGGGUGGCCUGCGGUGACGUCAUUGGUGGGCUCUCCUUGUCAAUGAGGAGGUGCUGGAUGUCUUAAAAUGCGAAAAGUGGAUAAAUCCCCAGGACCUGAACAGGUGUACCCUAGAACUCCGUGGGAAGCUAGGGAUGUCAUUGCUGAGAUAUUUGGAUCUUUGAUAGUCACAGAUGACAUGCCAAAAGACUGGAGGUUUUCUGAUGUGGUGCCACCAUUUAAGAAAGUUCUGAGCACCAAGCAGUUUAGUUCUUUGUAAUCCAUUUGAUGUUAGCAAUACUGAUGAAGUGUGAGAAAUGAAAGUCCUUUUGCUUAAAGAUCCCAAAGAAGGAUUAUUGGAACCUGAUCCAUAUGUUCAAGAGUUUACUACACACGGCCUUCAAGCAACUUUAAUUCCGGUUUUGUCAUUUGAAUUUAUAUCACUUCAGGAAUUAACAAAAAAGCUUUCACAUCCUGAAGUUUAUGGUGGUCUGAUAUUUACCAGUCCCAGAGCUGGUGAGGCUGUGACAUUAUGUUUGGGUGAAAAGGCUUUUAGAGAAGAAUGGAAUAAUAACCUCUUAAAAGACAAGUGGAAUGAAAAAUCUAUCUAUGUUGUAGGAAAAUCUACAGCCAAUUUGGUAAAGGAAAUUGGUCUUGUAACACAAGGAGAAGACUCAGGAAAUGCAGAAAAACUAGCUGAACACAUCUGUAACAAAGAAUCUUCAAAUUCCCUGCCUCUUCUGUUUCCUUGUGGUGCUCUAAAAAGAGAGAUACUUCCCAGAUGUCUAAGAGAAAAAGGUGUUCCAUUGGAAACUUUAACUGUCUAUAAAACGUCUCAGCACCCUUGCUUCCAGCAAGCUUUGGAUGAUUAUUUUUCAGAACAGGGAAUCCCAGAUAUCAUCACCUUUUUCAGUCCUUCCGGUGUUAAAUUUUGUCUGAAUACUAUCAAAAAAUUGGCAGGGGACCUCUUUGACACAAUUAAGUUUGCAGCAAUAGGACCAACAACAGCUGAUGCCAUGGCAACACAGGGACUGACUGUGAGUUGUACCUCAGAAAAACCUACAGCUCAAGAUCUAGCAGCUAGUAUAAGAAAACUGCUAUAAAAAAGUGACAAGUACAUAACAGCAAAACAUUGUUUCUUUUUCUUUAAUGGCUAAAAUGUUUGCUUAGUUAACAUGUGUUUUUUUAGAUUCUGUUUAAAUUGUAACCUUGUUUCCUAUCAUUGUAAAAUUACUUUAAAUCAGGAAAUUUCUCUUUAAUUAGUCUAUUUCUGUAACAUGAUUUUCUAAAAUAUAUUUGUGAAUCCCAGGAAAUUGCAUGUUCCUUAGUCAGACUGAGACAAAAAUGUAAGAAAUCUCUUUAUAAGGUAGUAUCUCAUUUACGGUACACAAUCAUUUUUUAUAUAUCUUUCCCAUAGGUUUUGAGAAAUCUUGAUUUUUUUUCACAUUAAUGUGAAAGUCUAGCAGUGCUGUAAUGUAAACAACAAAAUAUUGGAUUCUAAUCUUUACAAUCAUUUUUAUGAUAAGAAGAAUAAUUUUGGAGCAGUGGGGAUUGGACUUUGGGAAGUAUGUUUGCACCAUCCCAUUAAAAUGUUUAUUAUUCAGGUUGAUGAUAACAUAUUUAAAUUAUACAUAUUCUUUCAGCCUAUAAGGUCUAUGAUUUGAGACUCAGGGCAGAAUUUAUUCACUAAUGGGAUUUGGAUAUUGCUGACGAAGCCAGCAUUUAUUGCUCAGAGGGCAGUUAGGGUCAAUUAUAUUUGUUAUGGGUCUGGAGUCAUUUGUAGACCAGACCAGGGAAGAAUGAAAUGACAGACUUACAUCCCUAAAGGACUUUCGUGAACCAGAAUUUUUUUUUAAAUGACAAUCGACUGUGGUUACAUAGUUGUCAUUAGGCUAGCUUUAUAUUCUGGAUUGCUGUUGAGUUCUGUUUUCACCAGCUGCUAUUUCAGGAUUCAAACACAUGUCCACAAGGCUUUUGCCUGUGGUUUUGAAUUACUAGUCCAGUAACAUUACCACCAGACCAUCACCUGCCCUCUGUACAAGAUUUGCUCAGUUGUAUUCAAUUCGGUGACCUUUUUUUUCAUAAAUAUAACUGAUAAAAAUUAUGUUUUGUUCCCACUUUGCCUCUGUUUUGUCUUUGGAAUGGCAGUCAGAGCAAAGAUGACUUGGGUUAUUACAUUUCAAUAAACUUUCUGAGCUGAAUCUAAACUCUAAAUAAGAUUGUGGUCUUAUUUACCAUUCAUUUCUGCAAUGUCCUGUAGAUUGGUGAAUGACAAAGUCUAGUGUCCAACCAGGAUCUUGUAUAUUUUAAAAAGCUGAUUUGAUUUUUUGAAUCUAAUAUUGUAGUUUAUUGUUUGCAAUGUGUUAUUUAUUUUAUCAAACCAGAGCAAUACCUAACAUUGUUUAAUAUUGUUUGGUCUUUAAAAGGACAACAAGAACUCAGGCUAGGGGCUGCACUGAACUGAUGAAUUUCUGCAUGUCAAUAAUUGAGAGAACAAAGGCUUUUAAAACAAUCCAUGACUUGAACAUAUUGGUUAGAAAUUGGGAACUCUGUAUUCAAGUGAAAUAUUCAUUUGCUUUUGUUCAAUGAACCAGAUUUAUAACUUACAGAACCAAUAUCUAGUUUGUCAAUGUUCAUCAGAAAAAAGAAGCAUGAAGUGCAUCCUGAAUGCUUAACAAUGAUCCAGAAGGUGCACUGGGGAGAACCGAGAGUUUUUACUUUUGUUCCUCCAGUGAAACUGACUACUCCUUUUAAGAUUAGAUUACCUACAGUGUGGAAACAGGCGCUUUGGCCCAACAAGUCCACACCGACCCUCCCAAGAGUAACCCACCCAGUCCCAUUUCCCUCUGACUAAUGCACCAAACACUAUGGGCAGUUUAGCAUGGCCAAUUCACCUGACCUGCACAUCUUUGGACUGUGGGAGGAAACCGGAGCACCUGGAGGAAACCCACACAGACACAGGGAGAAUGUGCAAACUCCACACAGAUAGUCGACCAAGACUGGAAUUGAACCUGGGACCCUGGUGCUAUGAGGCAGCAGUGCUAACCACUAAGCCACUGUGCCGCACAUUAAAGUACAGAAUAAUGCAGGAAAACAGAAGAUUCCGUGUCACUUCAAUGGGCUCAUUUUGGCAUUAUUUCCCAACUGUAAUCAGUGAGAAAUUUUACAAAUUAACAAAAUGUGGGAAAAGAUUUGCUAACCCACGCUAGGCCCACAAAAACAAAAUUGGCCAAACUGUACCAGAACAUCCAGAAUUCCUGAGCAGCUCACAAGCUGAGUCAUAUAACACGCAGAUAAGGCAAUACACUUUAAGCUCCCAUGGACAUGACAGAGAACCACAGAUAUCUCAAAGCCCCAAGGGCAGUUUCACAACCCAGCAAGACCCAAGCCACACAAAGAGCAGAACAAACAGGCACCAGUAAGGACAUGCUCCAGGAACAGGACAAUGGAAGUACCUCACCACUUCAGAAGAGACAUUGACACCUGUGAAGAUGAAUGGAACCAUGGUACUGUCAGAAUGUUGCAUUGUGUGAAGGAACAGGACACUCAUCCGAUAAACUGUUUUCCAAUUAGCAUCCUUGCAACUAAAUUACUCCAUUUCCAGAAAUAUUAUAGUUUCCCAUUUCUUAAUCAGUGUCAUUGUGCAGAAUUACUAUAAAACUGGUCUCAUCCUCAGUUCUGUGAGGAGAAAUCUGAUCUACCUGUGUAGACUGUCAGUUCUGUGUCAGCCUAGUCAAUUUCUCUUCCAACGACAUCGCUUGCAAUAAACUGGUUGACAAUUUCA
Molecule: messenger RNA, 3907 nt
Organism: Hemiscyllium ocellatum (epaulette shark)
Lineage: Eukaryota; Metazoa; Chordata; Chondrichthyes; Orectolobiformes; Hemiscylliidae
Gene: uros
Product: uroporphyrinogen III synthase
Exons: 11
Coding region: 441-1226 (261 amino acids)
Biological process (GO): uroporphyrinogen III biosynthetic process
Molecular function (GO): uroporphyrinogen-III synthase activity
Source: RefSeq, a predicted model, not a curated record